AUGGUUUUUGGAGAUGAAGCCACAAAUUCUGAAGCCACUUUGAAGACGGUGGCGGAGGGUCACCGACGCCUUGUGAUAACGGCGAAUAGCAAAAGCUGCGCCACCUGGGCCACCGGCCCCAGCGUAGGAGUUCCAAUUCCACCAAACGUGUUCCAGCAAGCCGAUGACGACAGUGUGAUAGAAGAGUACUAUGCUCCAGUUUCACCAGUAACCACCACCACCACACCCGUGGUCACCGGCGCCAGCACCAUCACCGGCAAUUUGAACCGGCCCUUGUUGGGAGAUCGGUGUGAUGUUGUACGUUGUUAUAGGAACAGGAACGUCAUCAAAAGAACACAGGUUAUGCCCAGCGGCCAACCACAGAAAUACAGCAAAUAUACAGAACCCGACACAGUCGACAAUUGGACCAACCCUUUGCCUACCACUACGAACGAAGGGAACGAGAUAACGAAGACCCGCCAACGGAUCAUCAAUAUCAAGUCGAUCAACGAGAUGAGGAAGAUUUACUGGAAGCACUGGAACUGGAACCCGCUGGCCCAGCUAUGGAUGAUGGAGACGGCGACGGGACACCAAAGGAUGGACACGGAGGCAUCGAAGACGGAGAUAUCGAGGCGAUGCCAAUAG
This is a messenger RNA of Anopheles cruzii, 624 nucleotides long. RefSeq lists its product as uncharacterized. The transcript is spliced from 3 exons. The record is from RefSeq and is a predicted model, not a curated record. Lineage: Eukaryota; Metazoa; Arthropoda; Insecta; Diptera; Culicidae. The coding region runs from base 1 to 624 and encodes 207 amino acids.